Molecule: messenger RNA, 630 nt
Organism: Brassica rapa (field mustard)
Lineage: Eukaryota; Viridiplantae; Streptophyta; Magnoliopsida; Brassicales; Brassicaceae
Product: protein PHLOEM PROTEIN 2-LIKE A5-like
Biological process (GO): signal transduction
Source: RefSeq, a predicted model, not a curated record
AUGGAUGUCCAUCGUCAAGUGUUCUUCAAUUACCGGGGAGAGGAACUGCGAUACAACUUCAUUAGCCACCUCAUUAAAGCCUUUGAGAAGCACGAGAUCAACUUCUUCGUAGACAAAUACGAGCAGAGAGGCAAAGAUCUCAAAAAUCUGUUUGUAAGAAUUGAUGAGUCGAGAAUCGCGCUGGCCAUCUUCUCUACCAGGUACGCGGAAUCAAGCUGGUGCAUGGACGAGCUUGUGAAGAUGAAGAAGCUUGCGGACCAGAGAAAGCUCCAAAUCAUCCCAAUCUUCUACAAAGUGAGUGCAACAGACGUUAGAAAACAGACAGUGGAGAUCAGAUCAGGAAAUGGAAGGAAGCCUUGGAGUGUGUAUCCAACAAGAUGCUCUGAAGCCGAUUUUGUCAAGGAGAUUGUUAAGGAGGUCAAGAGAGUUAUAACAGCAACUGGUUUAGAGGAAGAAGAAGAUAUUCAUUUAGAGGAAAAAGGAGAAAGCUUGAGAACUGCACUCUCCAUGUAUGAUUGUUUCAGCAUUAUUGUCAGGUGUUGGGGCGUAGACAUGAACCAGAGGCUCUCGUUACUGGAGAUUCUCAAGAGAAUUGAGAGUUUCAAGGAAAAUGUACCCUCAGAUCAAUAA